Messenger RNA from Hevea brasiliensis (rubber tree), 4771 nucleotides. Its product is annotated as sister chromatid cohesion protein PDS5 homolog B-like. The transcript is spliced from 30 exons. The coding region runs from base 212 to 4390 and encodes 1392 amino acids. Lineage: Eukaryota; Viridiplantae; Streptophyta; Magnoliopsida; Malpighiales; Euphorbiaceae. Gene Ontology annotation, biological process: mitotic sister chromatid cohesion; DNA repair. The record is from RefSeq and is a predicted model, not a curated record. Gene Ontology annotation, cellular component: chromatin; nucleus.
AUUUUAAAGCUCGUGCUCGCACGCGCACUAAAGGCGGGAUCAUGAAUUCUCAAACCGCUCUUGUUUUCUUCAUCUCAUAAACACACUUUUUUCCAUUGGAAAAUCAAAGGGUGUUGGUAAGUCAGUAACCGAGAAUCAAUAACUCCUCAUAAUUCUCUCCCCUCUCGAUCGCACAUCUAGGGUUUUCAAUUCUCAUUUAUCCAUCGAGUCAAUGGACGAGUCUCCGUCGCAGCUCGUCUCGGAAAUCGGCACUGAACUCGCCCGACUCGCUCGCCCCAACAAAGACUUCCUUGUCAAAUGGCUCCGACAAGCUGCAACUGCUUUAUCACAAAUUGAGCAGCCUUCAUCAUCUGUAGCUUCUAAAAAGAUGGAAGUUAUGAAGAAGCUAGAAACUGCCAUAAAGCCACUAAGCAAAUCAAUUAUUAAGCAUGGCCUUCUUCGACAUAGUGACAAAGAUGUUAAACUUUUGGUGGCCAUUUGUGUCAGUGAAAUUUUCAGGAUCCUAGCACCUGAACCACCUUUUGAAGACAAAUUUCUCAGGGAUGUUUUUAAACUUAUUCUCAGUAUGUUUGCGGAGCUUGGUGAUACAACAAGCCCAUACUUCUCAAGGAGGGUUAAAAUUUUGGAGACUGUUGCACGAUGUAAAUGUUCUGUGAUAAUGCUGGAUAUUGACUGCAAUGAUCUAGUUAUUGAAAUGUUCAACAUUUUUUUCUCUGUUGUGAGGGAAAAUCAUCAGAGGAGUUUGAUAAAUGAUAUUAUGUCUAUAAUGACACAUAUUUUAAAUGAGGAGGCUUCUAAGCCACUUUCUGAUGUGAUUUUGCGGAAUCUUGUGAAGGAAGGAACGGCUGCAUCCCCUGCUGCUUCUACGCUUGCUGUUUCUAUCAUUGAAAGUUGUGCAGAAAAGCUUGAGCCCUUUAUUUGUGGGUUCUUAACGUCUUGUUCUUUGGAUAGGGAUGCUGUUGAGAGUGAGCUCAAGGAAUUUUACCAUGAAAUCCUGUUUAAAGUUUUCCAGUGUGCUCCUCAGAUGCUUCUUGCAGUCAUCCCUAACUUGGCCCAAGAAUUAGUGACUGAUCAGGUUGAUGUUCGAAUAAAAGCUGUUAAUUUAAUUGGAAAGCUCUUUGCCCUACCUGACCACCAUGUUGCACAAAAGUAUCGCAAUCUUUUUAUAGAGUUCAAAAAUAGAUUCUCGGAUAAAUCUGUGGAAGUUAGACUCAGUGCUCUACAGUGUGCUAAAGCUUGCUACAUGGCCAAUCCAUCCGGGAAAGAAUCAUCUCAACUUCUCUCUGCCCUUGAAGGUCGAUUUCUGGAUUUUGAUGAGAGAGUGAGAACACUGGCAGUGGUUGUUGUCUGCGAUCUUGCCAGGUUCAACCCGAAAAGUAUUCCCCCUGAGUUAAUAUCAAAAGCUGCUGAAAGACUACGGGAUAAGAAGGUAUCUGUUAGGAAGAAGGCUUUGCAGAAGUUGAUGGAGGUAUAUCAAGAUUAUUGUAACAAGUGUUCUGAAGGCUAUCUGAACAUAGGCAACCACUUUGAACAGAUUCCUUGUAAAAUCCUAAUGCUUUGUUAUGAUAAAGAUUGUAAAGAGUUCAGGUCCCAAAACAUGGAGCUUAUUCUUGCUGAGGAUUUGUUUCCAAUUCAUCUUUCUGUUGAGGAUAGGACUAGGCAUUGGAUCCAUUUCUUUUCUCUUUUCACUCCUCUUCAUGUGAAAGCAUUGAACUCAAUUUUAUCUCAGAAACGAAGGUUGCAAACCGAAAUGCAAAGUUUUUUGGUUCUACGGAAGAAACAGAAGGACAACAGUUCUGAAGAAAUGCAGAAGAGAAUUAAAAAUUCCUUUCUGAAAAUGUCUGCUUCAUUUCCAGAUCCUUUGAAAGCAGAAGAGUGCUUUCAUAAAUUGAAUCAGAUGAAGGACAAUAAUAUUUUUAGUGCAUUGGAGCAAUUGCUGGUUGAAAGUACCUUUAGAAAUGCCAAGAAAAUGAGGGAUAAAUUUCUCAAAAUGAUAGGAGAUAAACACCCACAUUUUGAAUUUCUUCAGUUACUGUCGUCAAAAUGCUCAUUCAAUGUAUUCAGCUCAGAGCAUGUUCGUUGUAUUUUGGAUCAGCUUUCCAGUAAUAUAUAUGGUUAUGGAAACCUGGAGGCUUCUUCUGCGAAACUGCUUUUGGCUUUCAUCAACAUUUUCCCUUCACUUUUAAGAGGUUCUGAAGAGCAGUUUCGAAUGUUGUUAGAGGAGAAGCAUCCAAUUAAGGAUUUGCUUAUUGAAGUGUUAGCAAAAGCAGCUCCUCAUAUAUCGGUCGAAUUUAGUGAAUUUUACCCUUUCUUGGAGAGAGUGUGUUUGGAGGGAACUCGGACUCAGUCCAAGCAUGCUGUUUCUGCAAUUGCUUCAUUGAUCACCUCUUCUGAGCAUUUUGUUUUCUCAAAACUAUGCAAGGAACUUGUAGAUUCUCUACAUAGAGGGUGGAAUACUCCAACCAUUUUGCAGUCCUUGGGCUGUAUUGCUCAACACUCUGUGACAUCAUUUGAAGCUCAAUAUGGAGAGAUCAGAUCAUAUAUAGUCGAGAGAAUUUUUCAAGUGGAACAAUCUGAUGAUCUGACUGCAUUUGAUGGGACUUCUGAGUGUUGUCAUUCUUGCAAACUCAAGAUAUGUGGGCUGAAAACACUUGUCAGGAGUUUUUUGCCACAUCGAGGAUCUCAUGUCAAUCUUCAAAUUGAUGAAUUGUUGCAUAUUUUAUUAAAUUUGCUGCAAAGGGGUGAUGCUUUUGAUGGAAUCAUCUCAUGUGCAAGUGACAAAACUCAUAUCAGAUUAGCUGCUGCAAAAUCUGUUCUCCGACUUUCCAGAAGAUGGGAUUUACAUGUGUCUCCAAAAAUUUUUUGCUUGACAAUUUUGAUGGCAAGGGACUCAUAUUCUUCAGUUAGGAGAAAAUUCCUUAAUAAAACACACAAGCUUUUAAAGGAGCAUGCCAUACCAAGUAGAUAUGCAUGUGCUUUUCCAUUGGCUGCAUUCGAUUGCUGUAAGGAUCUGCAGGAUGCUUCAUCUAAAUACAUGGAAGAAUUUAUCAAAGAAUACAGUAUAGAAGCUCGAAAUCACCAAACCUCUGCAGUGCAAGGAGGAUCACUUACAGAUUGUCCGGCAUACAUAGUUGUAUUCUUGAUCCAUAUUCUUGCUCAUGAUUCUGGCUUUCCAGCUGAAGACUGUCAGGAUGAACAAGUGUAUGCUGAUUUUGUUAGUCCACUAUUUUGGGUUGUACGAGCAUUGGUAAAUUCCAAUAUUGUUAACGGUGAUAUGGACAUUGUUAAUGAUGCUGUCUUGUAUUUGCUAAGUAUUUUUCGUGCUAUUAAAAGAGCUGAAGAUGCCAUUGAUGCUACAAGAACUCCUAAGCUGCAAAUUCUGGCAGAGAUUGGGAUAUCCUCUGUAAAUGCAUUAAAUUAUAAUGGCAUUUCAACAUCACGUGCCCCUGGGCUAAUUUUGCUGCCAUCAUCUUUGUAUAGAAUAUGUUCAGAUAAGAAGUCUAAUGAGUUCCCUGUUGAUGAGAAUUUUAUCAAGAGAGUCAUUCAGAGUCUCAAAUCUCAAUUCUCUAUGGUGGUUAGCUGCCUUCCAAAACGCGGUAAAAAGUGUCAAGAGGAUGGAAUACAGUCUGGUGAUGCUAAGUAUAACACACUGAACUUGGCAACUCAUGAUCAAGCUAUGUUAUUAGGAAUUGAGGCAACAGAAAUGCAAGGACCUUCAAGUCAGGAUAUCAAUUUGGGACAUAGACAAAGAUGUGCUGCAUCUAAAUCAGCUGGACUUCACAUUGAGGUGUGCAAAAAUAAUGUGCCUAUGAGCUCUAAAUCCACUAAGGAGAAACAAAUGUCUUCAUCCUGUGAUUCUGCAACCAUUAAACCUUCUCUGAGCCAAUCACAUGAGAGCGAGGCAUUAAUUGGAAAGCGCAUCAAAUUAUUAUCUCCUGUUGAUAAAUGUUUUUAUUCAGGUACAGUGGUUGGUUUUAAUCCUUGCAACAAGACUCACAAGAUCUCAUAUGAUGGUGGUGAUGUUGAAUUACUUUGCUUAGAUAGUGAAAGCUGGGAGACUAUUUGUGAUGAUUCCCCCGAGGAUAAGGAGAUGACAUUGGCAGAUGAGUCAAACGCAUUCCAUUCAAGUGAUUGUGAUCUCGUUGGGUGCUCAUCUCUUGGGGGUCAGAGAGAAACUGUGAAUGCAUUCGGAGAUUGUGCCAGCACACAGUCAAAGAACUUCGCAAACAAGGAAAAUGAAAAGUUUUGUAAUGGAAUGACUUCUUUUCCUGAUAAGGGAAAGAAGGGACAGAAAAAGGGACACAAGAUUUUCUUGGAGAAAUCAGCAUCAGAAGUUGUUAAUGUAAAGGGAGAUGCUUUUGUCAGAAGAACGCGGCGACGGAAAGUAUAAAUGGUCUCUAAUACCAUGGCAUCCCCACUUAUGAGAGUUGGAACUCAAAUCUGCAUUUUAAGGUUGGUUCUCCUGUAAGCUUAGACCUAUAACUACACGGGUGAAUUACUGAGUGACAUGUUUCCAUUGCAAAUUACCAAAAUUUUCAUCUCUGGCAUUCUGUAAAUAAUUUCUCGUAUGUAAUUUUGAUUAUAUUCCCUACAGAUAGAAAGAAUCGCAGUGCAUAAUUAAACCUUUCUUGGCAAGAAAGUCUUGUCUUAGAUGACACUGUUUCAGUGUUAAUCACUUAAUUGGGUUUGCGUAGUUCACAUUUGUUUAUAACAACCAUUUCCUGCUAAGAAAAUCUGUGUCUAAUGCAAUAGCAAAGUUACAUUUUGAUUA